AUACGGCGCAAUAGUGUGCGGAAUUCGAAGAUAUCAAGUUAAAACUAAGAUCCAGAGAUCAGUUCUAUUAUGCCAGAGCAAAUCGUAAAUAAGUUCCAUGUGGCGCCCGUUUGGUUGAACCGAGAUUACGUGGAGAAGAAGUUACGCGUGUAUUUUAAGGAUGCGAAACUGGAGCUAGAGCAACUGCAGAUACAACCAGCAACUGCUAACGGGGAGAACUAUGCCAGUGUGAUGACACGCAUCAAUGUCGAGUAUAAGGACAAAGAUCUGGUACAUCAUAAUGCCACAUUUCUUGUGAAGACUACAUUUGCUGAUAAGGAUCCGGCAGCUCAUCUCCUGGAACCAUACGGUAUCUAUGUGCGUGAAAUUAACAUGUAUGAGGAGGUGCUACCCAAGCUAGCCGAGAUUCUCAGGCAGGAGAUGGGUGAUCCGAGAAAACUGUUUGCGGCCACAAUAAAUGUUGAUCGGGAACGGGACUCGAUUAUGUUUGAGGAUAUGUCCUUGAAAAAGUACUAUGUGGCAGAUCGAAUCAAGCAAUUGGAUCGGCAGCAGACUCAAUUGGUGCUGGAAAAGCUGGCCGUGUUCCAUGCCCUCGCAGCGCUGCUCAACGAAAAGCAACCUGGGAUCUUUGCCAAGAAAUACGAUCGUUGCUUCUUUAAUCAACACACCAGAGGGUACCAACCCAUCAUGCAGAAUAUGGUAAAAGCCUUGAUCCGAUCCUUGGAAGACGACGAGGAACUGCAUCAACGCUAUGCGGGAAAGCUCAAAGGAGUUGUCGAACACAUUAUGGAAUACUGUGAACGAGCAAUGGAAACAAAGAAGAACGAUUUUGUUACUUUGUGUCACGGUGAUUUAUGGACAACGAACAUGAUGUUCAAAAAUAAUGAUCAUGGAAAGCCAGACAAUGUCCUCUUCAUUGAUUUUCAGUUCAGCGUUUGGAGCUCUCCGGCUAUUGAUUUGCAAUACUUUUUCCACACAUCCCUGCAGGAUGAUAUCUGCCAUACCGAGAUGGUUCACUUCUAUCACCAGAAACUUGUGCAGGCCUUGAAUAAGCUCAAGUUUAAGGGCCGCAUACCAACUUUAUUUGAUUUUCAACAACAAUAUCAGUCGCGUGCUUUCUAUGCUAUCUUUGCAGGCUUUUGUUUCUUGCCCUCGAUGUUGCACUCCGGAAAAGAAGAGUUUUCCAUUGCAAGGGCAAUGUCCCAUUCAAAAAUCGAUGCAGAUUUCAGAGCGAAACUUUAUAAAACUGAAAUAAUGCGAUCGAAAUUGAAGAAAUUUUUGCCAAAGUUCGAUCACAAGGGUUUGUUAGAUGAUAUGUAAUUCUGUGAUAAAAACAUAACUAAUAAAGUAAAACAUUAAUUUAUCUAUUAAAGUUU
Messenger RNA from Drosophila innubila, 1376 nucleotides. RefSeq lists its product as uncharacterized. Lineage: Eukaryota; Metazoa; Arthropoda; Insecta; Diptera; Drosophilidae. Bases 70 to 1320 code for a protein of 416 amino acids. The record is from RefSeq and is a predicted model, not a curated record. The transcript has 2 exons.